GGCGGUGAUGUAAUUCCGGUGUCAUGUCAGCCUGCUGCUGGAGCCGCAUGGCUAGUUUCUGAUACUGCUGGUGUGUUACAUUCCUGCCGUUUUCAUUGAGGAAAUUAUAAUAAAACAAGACGUUGAAAGAUGGCAGAAGUAGUGCAACAGAAAAGUCGAGGCUUGAAGUUUGCAGAGCAGCAGCUUCUGCGUCACGGCUGGGAACACGGUAAAGGACUGGGCCGAGCUGAAAAUGGCAUUACGGAGGCGAUCAAGGUCAAAGUGAAAUGCAACAAAGGAGGAGUUGGUCAUAAGGAAGGGGAACAGUUCACCUUCCACUGGUGGGAUCAUGUCUUCAAUAAGGCCUCUUCUAGUUUGCAGGUGGAGUCUGAUCAGAAUGGUAUGAAGCUGAAGAAGACGGUGGAAGAAGAUGAGAUGAUCUCAAACAAAAAGCCACGAAAAGCUGCACUGGCUAAAGCCAGACUUUAUGGAUGCUUUGUCAAGUCUGCUACACUGCGGUCUGGUCAGGAACAACCAGAGCCGAAGUCCUGCGACUCGACUGACAGCAGCAGCUCGGAUGAGGAGGACGACCAGAAACUGGAUCUCUCCAGCACCACAAAGCUUUCUGACGUGGAUCUAAUGAAGGCUUGUGGAGGACGCACGGCUCACAAAGGAGCCAGGCACGGCUUGACCAUGAGCGCUAAGUUAGCCAGGCUGGAGCAGCAGGAAGCGGAGUUCAUGGCCAAAUAUGGCAAGAAGAGCCAACCAGCAAGUCCUGCGCCAGUUUGUGUCACACCGACCUCCCAGUUAGAGAAACUGGAGGAGACGACCGAGGGCUGCCGCAGAAAAAAGAUGAAAAAGAAGAGAUCUGCUGAGAGAAUUACUGAGCUAAAUGAUGACAAAGUAUCUGAAAGUCCUGAAACUGAAGUACAACCCAAGAAGAAGAAAAAGAAAUCUGAGGAAACAUCUGAUGCUGUUUCCACUGAGGGAGAUUUGAACUGUACAGAAAACAGUGAAGUGGACGACUCUCACAAAACAAAGAGGAAACAUAAGAAAAAGAAACAAAACACAGAGCAGAAUGGAGACGAAACUGCCGAGCUGCACAUGGACACUAAGGUCAAGAAGAAGAAGAAGAAGAAAUCAUCCAAAAGCCGCAGUGAACCUGCAGAAGAAGAGGCGAGUAAAGACAAGGACUCCAGCCAGUCAGAUGAUCUAGUGCUCGAGGAGCCAGCAGUGAAGCAGAAAAAGAAAAAUGUAAAGAGGACAAAUCACUUAUGGACAAGAAUAUAGACGAAGAGGUGGCUCCACCAAAGAAGAAGAAAAAGAAGUCCAAAGAUUAGCAUGAACAAGCUGCUGCACAGUGAUAGACUGAUUUAUGUUGGCUGAUUGAGGAACUCAUUGUAAGCUCACAUCAGCUGUGUGCUGAUCAUGGACUCUGAUUUUAAAUGGAUUUUAGAUGUUCUUCAACUCAGUAGAUUUUUUUUAAAUUCAACUAUUAAUUCAUACCAGUAACAAGAUAAUCCAGAGACAUCUAGAAGUUGUGCCUGUUCUGGCUGUGAGGUGUGAUUAAAAAAUUCAGACUGUGCCAAUGACAAACCAUAUGGAUUUAAAUUUUGCCACCCUUCCUGUCAAAGUAGCGUCCCUGUGCAGUGAUACUCUGCUCCUAGUGCUCCUGCAAUGAAUGCUUCCUGUAAGUUCUGUUCUGAGUCUCCUAAAAAUGGCGACCUCUGACUUGGAUUUUAUUUUGGGAAAGAGGAAGAAGUUGUAGGAGGCUAAAUCUGGAAAGUACGGCAGGUGGAGAGUGACAGUUGUGGUGUUGUGUCUAAAAGGUUUGUGAGUUUUUAGCACGAUGUGUGUUUGGUGUUGGAGCUCCUACAUGCUAUCUUUAGACAGUUUGUGUUACUUGCACUGCAUUUUACUCCUUAGAAGCUUUAGGAUGAGGGUUGCAGACUUUGAACUUUUUUCUUAAGCAAAUUUUAGCAACUUUGUUAAUAUUUGAAUAAUCAGUAACACAAAAUGAUCUUGGCGGACAUCGUUCCUUUUCCUGAUCCAGCUGUAUUGAAUGCGGUCACAUGACAUAAGCUGCUCCAGUGGCCUUCAGAGCAACAGGUCUGGCCAGUAGCCAUUAAGCGUCACAGGAGAUAUGGUGACACUUGACUAGCUGAAUGACCAGAAUGCUUUCUGCUUGCCAGUGGUCUGGGUGACCAUCUCCUCAGGUCGCUGCCUUCACAAACAGUAGCACACUCAACCUGGUGGAACAACUAAGUACUACAGCUAAUCUAAAAUUUGUUGUUGGAGAUGCAUGUCUUUCACCUUCUGCUACGUUAUUUUUUAUUGGUUAAAUUAUCAUCUCCAUUAAACUGCUGGUUCUUCUCUUGGUGGUAGCUGCAGACCCACCUCUCAUCACCAGGGAUGGUCCUCCAGCUGCAGACUAAGUGGGACAAUUUGAGCUCGAUUCAUAAAUGUUUAUAUUGCAUUGAUGUGCAGCUGCCCCAGACUUGUGACUGCUACUGUUCACACGUUGAUUAUGCAUCAUGGUGACGCAUUUGGUGCAGACGUGACAGAUGCAAUACUUUUUGAUUGCACCAUGUGUUAGCAUUUCAGACCAGUAACUACAGACUGACAUCCAGCAGUAGUGCCUCUUCUGCCUGUUGAACAGCCUUACCAGCCAGUUUAAAGCAGCUGAUGGUGACCUUUUGAUUUGCCUGUGUUUCCAACUUUAUAUGAAAUGUCUUGUAAGUUACUGGGCAGCCAGUAUGAAAUGUAGAGAACUUUGUCAAAGCCUCUUUGAGGAACCUCACACCUGUACUCUGUGUUUUUAUAAUAAAGACGCAGCACUUCUUUGUACACAAGUUAAGCAGAAUUUUAUAUGCAAAUAAAAUGACAUCAGAAUGCUCUGUGAUGGAAGGCA
Messenger RNA from Acanthochromis polyacanthus (spiny chromis), 2890 nucleotides. RefSeq names its product G patch domain containing 4 (gene gpatch4). The transcript is spliced from 8 exons. Gene Ontology annotation, cellular component: nucleolus. Gene Ontology annotation, molecular function: nucleic acid binding. Gene Ontology annotation, biological process: regulation of ribosome biogenesis. The record is from RefSeq and is a predicted model, not a curated record. NCBI's taxonomy places the organism in Eukaryota, Metazoa, Chordata, Actinopteri, Pomacentridae. Bases 130 to 1269 code for a protein of 379 amino acids.